AUGACAAACAGUGAGGGAAGUCGUGCUUCACAAAGGAGGAUGGUUGAGGGUGAAUCAAGCAAUGCAAGGGAAAGAAGGCUUAAGAUGCAAGCCGAUUUGAAGAGGAUGGAUCAGAGGAUGGAAGAAUCUGAUGCAGAGGGAUAUGUGUACUCUGAGGAAGAAUCUGAGAAGGAGGGAAAUGGUUCUCCAAAUGAAGAAGGGAGUGAUGAGACUGAGAGUGAAGAGGAAGGAGAAGAGGUGAACCAAUUGGUUGAUGAAGAUGAUCAAGAGGGGAACCAAGAUGAACCUAUGGAGGAGUUGAGCCACAAGAGCAGCCGCAAGAGGAGGAGGAAGAACUCCCUAUGUACCAAGAGCAUUACAAUGCCCUCUUCUCCAUGGACUUCAUGGACACCAAGUACCCUCAUGUUGACACAAUGA
Molecule: messenger RNA, 417 nt
Organism: Microthlaspi erraticum
Lineage: Eukaryota; Viridiplantae; Streptophyta; Magnoliopsida; Brassicales; Brassicaceae
Source: the annotation of a GenBank genome assembly